GGCGUCGUCCUCGGUGUCCCAACAUGUCCCCUCCACCUAACCUCUUCAUCCGUGGCGGUGCAUCGCGACUCGAAACGGAGCAUGCCAGUCAGUCGGUUUUUAUCCAGCGGACGGGACGGUGCGUGGCGGUCUGGUGCGAGUGGCAGCAGCGGGUUCAUAUGAUCGGACAGUACGAACCGUCCCUGGCUGCGUUGUGAAAACGGAAAAAAAAAAACACCCACGGUUUUAAUCGCGAUUCCGUCAACACGAUCGAGCCGUUUCGUUCGCCUGUGACGUUUCAUCGAACGGAUCCAAAGAGUGUGUGAUACCGUUCCUCGUGGCCGGGAAGGAUCGAAAGCUACCACCGGAGGUGCAGCGGUCGGCCAUUGCGCUUUCUUCGUGUCGCCGUUCAGACCGCGCGGUGCUCUGCUAUCGGUGUGUGUUACAUUCUACCGGGUGUACAGAAACCAUACGUGUGCCUCCCUUCUCUAACCCGGUGUUGCCCUACCCCUGUUGAAAAGCAUCAUAAGAUCGUUUACGCCCGUCUCGUGUUUCAAGAAACGACGUAUCGCACCGACUCGUGCCUCCGUGACGUGCGAGACACCACACGCUCCGUCGGUAACGGCGUCUCUCUCUUCGAAUUGAACGUACAUCAGGGAUCGGUGCGAAGGAGAAUACAUUAAACGCUUCGCGGAACAGCGACCGGGUACGAACGAAAGGAGACUGGAAAUUUGUAGAUAGAAAGGCUUGAAACGAAACCGCGCGAACAUCAGCUUCCUUCCUUCGACGAUCGCCUGAUACAAAGAUAUAUCGAAUAAGAUUCGAUAUCGAGAAGGAAGAAACGAAUCCGUGGGUGUAGAAAGCACUUAAGAACAUCCAUCCUAUAACACAAUUGAAAGGAUCUCCCGCGGCGUUGUUUAAAGUUGAGAAGUGAAAGGCUGUACCAAGGUGCACCGGAGGUGUCGUGAAUCCGCGGUGCACACGUGACAUUUUUACAAUGCCACGCUAAAAAGGCCUGGGAUCCGCUGUGACGAUCGUUAGCCCCAUCUCCGUUUGGUAUUUAAAGGGAGAAGCGGGUCAGAAGAGGCGCGAUUCGUUUUCUCUUCUCUAAUGUAAACGCGCCGUGUUGCGGCCCGAUCAGAGGGGAAUCACGGGAUUCUGAAUGCUUCGUUCCGCGCGACUUACCGAUUGCCGCAUCCCCAUGAAGCUUCAUCUUCUUCUUACAAUCUGUUUCGUUAGCACGGAUAAGAAAGAAUUGCGUGGAUGCACGACAGUGUAAACAUCAUUCAGAAAAAUAGGCAGAUUUUACGUUUAUUGGGGAAUAUCCACGGCAUAUCGCAAAGCAAAAUACCCCUCGUUGCAAUCAUCUGACCCGCAAGAAGAUCGCGAUUGGCGGGAAACGACGGUUUUCGACGUACGAAGGAAAGGUCAACGAACUCGAGUCUGCUCGAUAAGUGUGAACGCAAAACGAAACGAAAGAAAAACGGACGUUCUUGAACCUGGAACUCGAGUCGGCUCGACCAGCGACUCGUCAACGUCCUUCCCGUUGUCCUUGGACUGAUCGGCCCUGGGGUGGUGUGCUUGGGGCCGCAGAUGGGAGCAGGUCUGCCCGAGCCCGACUGGGUGAUCAACCCCGGAAAACGACAGCAACCGUCCGGACUUCCGCUUGUGCCGUACGCUCUUUCUCUUCUUGCUCGUCGCCCCCCAGGCUUCUCGCUCUCGAUUCGGCCGCGUAAACUCGAUCAAGCUGGAAUUGAUGGAGUUGGAGAAUAUCGUGGCGAACACUGUAUACCUCAAAGCGAGAGAAGGCGGUGGUGACAGCAACAAGGGAAAGAGUAAGAAAUGGCGGAAGAUACUCCAAUUUCCACAUAUCUCCCAAUGCAUUGGCCUAAAAGAUAAGCUAGAUAUCAGGUACAGCUAUGUGGUGGAUCAACAACCAAUCGGUCGACUAUUGUUCAGGCAAUUUUGCCAGGACAAGAAACCGGCCUACCAUCGGUACAAUCUCUUCUUGGACGCGAUCGAGAAGUACGAGAUCGAGAUGGACGAGAAUCGGACCGAAUUGGCGAAGGAUCUGUUCGAGCAGUACCUGAAGAGAGAAGGUUCGGAGGUGGUGGACAUCCUGAACGAUUCUUUGAUCGCUCAAUGCGAGGAGAGGCUCAGCACCGGUGGGAAGGAGCUGUUCGUCGAGAUCGCACAGACCGUGAAGAACUUCCUUGCUGGAGAGCCAUUUUCAGCUUUCCAAACUAGCUUCUAUUUCUAUAGGUACCUGCAGUGGAAAUGGUUGGAGGCCCAACCAGUCACGUACAAGACCUUUCGCAUGUACAGGGUGCUCGGCAAGGGUGGUUUCGGGGAGGUUUGCGCUUGCCAGGUGCGAGCGACGGGUAAAAUGUACGCGUGUAAGAAGUUAGAAAAGAAGAGGAUCAAGAAACGAAAAGGAGAGGCGAUGGUGUUGAUCGAGAAGAACAUCCUGCAGAAGAUCAACUCGAAGUUCGUUGUCUCGUUAGCGUACGCUUAUGAAACUAAAGAUGCGUUAUGUUUGGUAUUGACCAUCAUGAACGGUGGUGACUUAAAGUUUCACAUCUACAACAUGGGCGGUGAGCCUGGCUUCGACAUCAACCGUGCCAGGUUCUAUGCCGCCGAAGUGGUCUGCGGUCUGGAGCACCUGCAUCUUCAAGGGAUCGUAUACAGGGACUGUAAGCCGGAGAACAUUCUUCUGGACGAUCACGGCCACGUGAGGAUCUCCGACCUCGGCCUGGCCGUUGAGAUCACUGAGGGAGACAUGGUGAGAGGAAGAGUGGGCACGGUAGGCUACAUGGCACCGGAAGUGAUCGACAAUGAGAAGUACACAUUUUCGCCAGAUUGGUUCAGCUUUGGCUGUCUUUUGUACGAGAUGAUUGAAGGCCAGGCACCGUUUCGCGCUAGGAAGGAGAAGGUGAAGAGGGAAGAGGUGGAUAGGAGGGUGAAGGAAGAUCAGGAGAGGUAUUCGACCAAGUUCACCGAGGAAGCUAAGAGUCUGUGCCAGCAGUUGCUGAAGAAGAGCCCGAAGAACAGGCUGGGAUGCAAGUGCGGCAGACACGGGGCUAAGGAGGUGAAGCUCCAUAGCUUUUUUCAAUGCUUGAACUGGAAGAGGGUCGAGGCCGGUAUGUGGGAACCGCCGUUUGUGCCGGAUCCUCAUGCGGUUUACGCUAAGGAUGUGUUAGACAUCGAACAGUUCUCCACGGUGAAAGGUGUCAAUUUGGACGCCACGGACGACACAUUCUACAGUAAAUUCAAUACCGGCAGCGUGUCUAUUCCAUGGCAGAACGAGAUGAUCGAGACGGAGUGUUUUAAAGAGUUGAACGUGUUAGGCCCUAACAACACACCGACUCCUGAUCUGCUGAUCAACCAUCCUCCACCCAACAACGAGAACAGAGGCUGUUUUCCAUUUCGCAGACAGAAGAAACAGAGUGCGCGUACAAGGCAGAUACCGCUCUCAGAAUGUCAUCUGUUAGAGCUGUCUCAGAGUCAGAACUCGGAGAUGCCAGCCAGCUGAUCCAAAAUGAACGCGAGUAGUGCGAAUCUACCAACGUCGUCGUCAGUGCGACGUCGUCGUUGCGGACGACGCCGACGGGCGCUUAGGUGCUGCCCGAAGCUGCUUUAAAAAGACGCCCGAUACGGCUCCGCGACUUUGGUGCCGAUCACACGCUGCAACCGCACUCGUUGCACUUGUCCAUGUUAGAAACGAUCGCUGAGAUGAAAAUAGGACACUCGGCAAAAGCACAGAUUUCUCAGGUUUCUCCAGAGCACAGAGAGGAGCAACUUACGAAUUCAAGAGGAUUCUUAAAACCGAAGCGUGUUUGUCAACGUUGCGUCGUCAUCGUCCCCUUGCAGUAAGACUGAUGUUAUUAAAAAUUCAUGAAUUCUUAACAAUGUUAUUCUUACCUGCGAACAAACGAUGGACGGUAACUAUAUGUAUAGGUAGUUACAUAUUGAAACAUCUUGAAUUACACGUCCGUUUGCGUGCAAACCUCGUGUGCAUUUUAUAAUGCACCGCACGGAUGCAUUAUCAUAUACAGAAAUGAAAUUGUAAUAAUUUUUAGCGAAAUGGCGAACAUCGAGAUACAAAGUUUUGAAAUUUCUAGGGUUGUUAUCCGUUAACACGUUUGCUGAGGAUCCACGUCACGUUCAAUAUUAAUAAUGCCAAUGAUAUUAUUGAAAACGAUAGAAGAAAAUUACUAGUAAUAUUAUUUUUUACUUACUUCAUUCAUCAACGUGUUAAUCCGUGCAUCCAUGCGUCUAAGUACAAUUACCGUCGAUAUACACACGCCUAAGCAGCGGCCACACGAGUACCGUUUACAUGUUGACACGUGUGCAGUGCUUGCGCGUUAAAUACCAGUGACGCAAUUACGCGCGCUGUGCUAAUUAGGGUCGCGCGAAAAUGUUUACGCGUCGAUGCUGUAAGUUUGUCCGCACGCUUUGAGAGAAACGCAUUCGCCACGUGUAUAAUAAGUAUGUGUACUUAGCGCAGUCGGUGCACACGACCGGCGCGCGUGCAUACGGGACGUGAUAACGAUAACGGUAACUUUAUUGAAAAGAAAAGAAAAAGAAAGAACAAAAAAAUGCUGUAUACGCGUGGAAAUCGUCACAGCAUCGUAAAACGCUCCCAUUGAUUCUUCGGAAGCGAGUUCAAAGACAUUCAGAUUAUGCAGUCUUUUCACUGGUUCAUUGUAUGUAUGCUGCUCAAAACGAGUACAAGGUGACUGCUGUCUUGAAUGACUAUUUAUACUAUAGUAUCUCUCUUUUUUUUUUUUUUUAGAAUCUUGCACAGUGGAGUAUUUGUAUAAAAAAAAAUUGGCCAACGUUAUUUUUGUACUUUAUUCACAUUUUAUUGAUACAUUUCGGUAAAUUAUACAUGAAUUUUGGUAAUUUUUAAUACGAGAUCUAAUUUUGAGCAGUACGUAAAACACGGUCUAACAUUGAUUCAAAGUGUUCUUUGUUAAUCGACAAUCUACAAUAGGUUCUUCUAAUUGUAUUUGCUCGAAACAAUCUACCAAUUAUUUCGAGCAAUGUAAUCUGCCUAAUUAAUUGAAGGAUACUCUGAUUACGAAAGGGAUAGAUGCAUUUAGUCUAAGAUGUCUACGUUUUUGAUAAUACUUUUACUUUUUGACGAUGGUUUACAGUCUGCACGGCAGAUGCGCUUAUGUAUACAAUUAUCUUUCUUUUUAGUAAGGAUCAUUUUUUGAACGACGAGUUUAACCCGUCCUGAGAUACGCACAAAAUGGUACGCGAUUCUUUUUCAUAUUUUUUUUUUUUUUUUAUUCUCUACAAGUGAUUCAGUGAUUCUUUGAUCGAACAUUUUCCAAAGGCCUUUUCCAAGAGAAAUAAUGAAUCGCAUUGUUGAUGAAACGUACACGAAUAGUCGCGCACACUAAAGAUAUAUUUAUACAAAGUCGAGAGGAAUUGUUGUUCUUUCUGUCGUCGGAGAAAAGAAUUGAUAAAAGAAAGACGAUGAUGAUGCGUAAACGAGAAUAGGAGGCUGACAGGUGUAGCCGGAUAUAAUAAUACUGUCGAAAUCGUCGAAAUCACGUGGCUUGCAUUUUAUAUUAGCCUUUGAUUCUCGCACAGUUUUCUUUGUCUUUUUUUUUAAAAAGAUUGUAUCAUACGUCGUUGCCAAGGCGAAUCGAUCCGUAUAUCUCGAAUGGGCUGACAAAUGAAAUUAGGAUAUAUUUAACCCUUUGAUUGUGGCGCGCUCUAAAAAGGAACCAUCAGUAUUUUGCGGUGCGAUAUAUCUAAAAUUAGAACUUUGCAUUUUAAAAAUAAGAAAAUAUUGGAAUAGUUAUUAAUAUUUAAUUAUUUGAUUGAUUGUAUACAUAUUUUGCAGUCAAAGGGUUAGAAGCGAAUCAUUUAGUAAUUCUAAACGAUUUCAAAUCAAUUCCGAAAUCUUUCUUUUUUAUUUUAAUAAUAACAAUUGUUCGUUUGAUAGUCCAUUCGCUAAUAAUAUUUAUGUAUUAUUGCGUAUUUAAAGCAAACGAAAGGGGUGUGUCUCAUUAAGAGGAUCCCGUCUUAGUAAGGUAACGAAAAAAUGUAUUAUUAAUCCACGAAUAACGGUGUCACCCUCUUAAUCGAUGGUAACACAAUCAUAUCUGUCAUUUGUUCCAAUUCAACCGAUCAACGCUGAAAGGACAUUUAUCGGUUGAAAGUGGAAUUUUAAAUCGCUCACGAUACAACACCGUGUAACUCGUACAAACUGCGGUAGAAUUCUCAUUCUUCAACCACUGGCGACGACAAACUCGAGGGCUGUUAAUAUUCUACUAAUUUUCGGUAUUUAACCCUUCAGACUCGAUAAUGCAGGCAUUCUGUAUUAUCAAUUAAGAAUUGUUGUUCUUUUUUCAGAAGGCAAAAGAUUCUAUGCUUAGGCUCUUCCUGGGUUCUUUAUGGGAUCUCUAUGGGUUCUUUUAAAACUAAAAGGAAGCCUACAUUGCAUUAGAGUAUAUCUUAAAAGAUACAAUAAGUUGUAUUGGUGGUAUAAAAUGUCGAGUCUGGAUGGUUAAAUGAAUUAACCGAAAAGAGAAUCGCACAAAUUUUAAUCGUUGAAGAAAAUUGGUAAAUCAUAUACUAUAUGCUAUUAUACAUUAUACCAAGUCGGAUUGUAUUAGUGAAUUGUGAGUCGUCCUGGUGGUUCGAAGUUAGCAACGUAAUUUUGCAUUACUCUGUAAUAAUAUGUAGGCUAGUGUUAAACAACUAAUUACCAAGGGGAGAAACGAAGGAUAUCGUGUAAAGAGAACGAUGGUAGUCUGGUUUUCGUUGUUCGAUGCCAUACUUGCAAUCACGAAAGGAAUCUCUCAGUGCUUUCAACUGUGAUUAUUUUUGUUCGAUGUCCUAUCGCUCCGUUUGUUAAUUUGUUAACCCUUUCGACCUGGGAAAUCAAACACUUUACAAACUUUAAUUUUUGAAAUUACUUAUUCAAUUUUUUGAAAUUACUUAUAUAGUAUUUGAAAUAACUAUAAUUAUGGCGAAUUCAUAGGAUAACAUUAUAUAUUAAACAGGGUCGAUUGGGUUAAAAACUUUUCCACAAACUAUCGAGUGGCAUAAAUAAUGCCAUUCGAUGGAUUGUUUCUGACGAGGCGCGUGUCUUUUGCUCAAAAAAGACGAAUCAACUCGUUCGUACGAUGUUCUCGUAUAAAGUACCUCGUAUUCUGCUGGACGUUUGUCCAGGAAUCUCGUUUAGUGCUCGUCCAAUAGUUUCAUAGUGUUCAUUUUCGAAUUCUUCGUCUCGAAGAAGCGUGUAUUCAUCCAUUUGCCAGUCUUUUCUUUUUCUAUUCGAGAAUUUUGUAUAUUCUAUCGUUUCGGUACAACGAACGAGACGUUUUCCUUUUUUUAAUUGUAGAAAGAGGGGCGCGAAUAAUAUUUAAAUCAUUCCACUUUUCCGUGCAAAUGUUUAUACUUUCUCUUUUAAGUGCAAUGUCAAACUGUUAAGCUCACACUGAAAGGCGUUUGUGAUUAUCAAAUUGCAUUGGAAUAACUAAUCUAUUUUUUGUUUUAAGUCUCUGAAAAUUGUAUUGAUCUAAUACUGAUAACAAGAAUGAUCCACGUUGCAAUAUAAACUUUAAUUAAUUUAUAUCAAAGUUCAAGGGUCACAAUCUCUAUAUAUUCAUGGUUAUUCCAAUGCAAUUGCUUAAUGUACUGGUAUGAAUGAAAACCCUUGCCGUUAGGAAGAGGACAAGUGUUUUCAUUAUCUCCCUAAGCUCGUAAGCACGUGAAAGUUCUCCUUUGUACAUACAUAUACAUAUAUAUAUAUAUAUAUAUACUAUAGCAACGAUAUUAUACAAUAGCUAGUAAUACAGGAAGCGAAUCAGUUUAGGUGUUAGAUGCGUGUUUGUAUAGGUGCAAAAAAAAAGAGGAAUUAAGCGGUAGAGACCUAAUCGUUAACUCGUGAAACGAUGGGAAUACCGAUGUGAGAUUAUCACUGUAUUUAUAGAUAGCUGUAUACUUUCUUCCAUAAUUCUUUUUAACCCGCCGUCACUCUGUAUGAAAGACUAUGGUAAAAAAAAAACACACAGAUUUGUAGGUACAGAGGGAGGGUGGAAAUAGUAUUUGAAAUAAAUUGUAGAAAUUUGGUAAUCAAAAGUUAAUCAUAGUUCACAUUUUUAUAUAAAAAAUUUAUAAUUUUCAAUUUUUAGCCCCUUUUCUUUGGUUUUAAAAUUGUAAGAAAUUUAUCAUCUAUGAAAGUGCUAUAUUUCAUUUUUAUUACAAAUACUAUUUGCACUCAGGUGUGCGUGUGUCCUUCAUUGGAUCGAGGCCAGUUGAAGUAACUUUUAGCAUAGGUCGUCAAUUUAGUUUCACCGUUUCUUAAGUCUGGGCUCCAGCGACGACUUUCUCGGUUUCCUUCGCGAAUUUUAGAGCCUAAUUCUUGUAACCAACGAAACGUACAUAGCUCAAAAUAUAUCUGUUUUUUAACUAUUGAGUCAUCAUGAGAAUAGGUAUGAUGAGGCGCUAAUGAACGAAUCUCGAUGAUAAUCUCAAUUUAUACUUAAUCGAGUGUUUAUAGACAAUGGUACUAAAAAAAAUUGUUUCUUAAGAAUAAUCUGUGUAGUAUCUAAUAAUUAAUUUAUUUAAUAAUUGUAUUAAAUAUAGGACAAAUUUUUUGUAAUUUAUCGAAUCAACGAAUUAUAGAGGGUGAUUUAAUACGCACACUCUUAUAUAACGAAAUUUAAUUUUAAUAUUAGAAAAAGAAACGCUCAAAAUCACAUCGCUAAUUAAUUUUCAUAUUAUAAUGAUAAUAAACAAAAUCGUCGAACCGAGAUCGCGCUGGAAUAUCCGUUCCAAACUUCUUUCUUUCUUUUUAAUGUUUUCUUCUUUUCAUUUCGUAAUUCUUUGUUAAAACUUGAUGAGAUAAACGGAAUGAGAGGAAAAAGGAAAUUUUUGUUCCUGCUACGCCGACGAAGCCAAAUGAAAUUUUAUUUCUUUUGUAAUCUCUGUGUAUGUUGUACAACUACUGUGAACAGAGUUAUAAAUAUUAUAAAUAUAUUAUAUAUCAUGUAUAAUAUAUUUAUAUAUAUACACACAUAUUGUGUAUAAGUUAUAAAUAUUUGACUGUCAUAUAUUUAUAACUUAUAUGUUUAUACAUACAAAAUAUAGACGCGUAUGUAACCAAGACUUUAAAUUAUUUAUUAAUAAUUCGUGCGGCCCUUAUAAAGAAAAACAUUGAAAGCCUUCCAUCGAAA
Molecule: messenger RNA, 9182 nt
Organism: Osmia lignaria (orchard mason bee)
Lineage: Eukaryota; Metazoa; Arthropoda; Insecta; Hymenoptera; Megachilidae
Gene: Gprk2
Product: G protein-coupled receptor kinase 2
Biological process (GO): signal transduction; regulation of signal transduction; protein phosphorylation
Cellular component (GO): cytoplasm
Molecular function (GO): ATP binding; G protein-coupled receptor kinase activity
Source: RefSeq, a predicted model, not a curated record